Molecule: messenger RNA, 1208 nt
Organism: Erythranthe guttata (spotted monkey flower)
Lineage: Eukaryota; Viridiplantae; Streptophyta; Magnoliopsida; Lamiales; Phrymaceae
Product: lipid phosphate phosphatase 2
Biological process (GO): phospholipid dephosphorylation; phospholipid metabolic process
Cellular component (GO): membrane
Molecular function (GO): phosphatidate phosphatase activity
Source: RefSeq, a predicted model, not a curated record
CUCUCUCUCUCUCUCUCUCUAACGCGCAGUUGCAGACAUUCCGUUAUCUCCAGGUGUACAAAAAUGCCGUCCGAGAUUCAGUUAGGUUCCCACACCAUAAGGUCUCAUGGAUACCAAGUAGCCAGGUUUCACAUGCAUGAUUGGCUUAUCCUUUUGCUGCUUGUGGUGAUAGAGGUCGUUCUUAAUGUGAUUGAACCGUUUCACCGAUUUGUCGGCGAAGAUAUGAUGACAGACCUGAAAUACCCUUUGCAAGACAACACUAUUCCGUUUUGGGCUGUUCCGAUAAUUGCAAUCAUAUUGCCGUUCAUUGUCAUCGUCGUCUUCUACUUCAUACGACGAGAUGUCUAUGAUUUACACCAAGCUGCGUUAGGCCUGCUCUUUUCCGUGCUUAUAUCUGGUGUUCUCACUGAUGCAAUUAAAGAUGCUGUCGGUCGACCUCGACCGGACUUCUUUUGGCGUUGCUUCCCAGAUGGUAAAGGGGUGUUUCAUAAUGUGACAGGGGAUGUCAUGUGUACUGGAGUGAGUAGUAUCAUAAAAGAAGGUCAUAAAAGUUUUCCGAGCGGACAUACCUCAUGGUCUUUUGCCGGUCUCGGCUUUCUGGCGUGGUAUUUGUCCGGCAAAAUCAAAGUAUUUGAUCGUAGAGGCCAUGUGGCAAAGCUCUGUAUUGUCUUUGCACCCUUACUCAUUGCAGCAUUAGUUGGAGUUUCAAGAGUCGAUGAUUAUUGGCACCAUUGGCAAGAUGUCUUUGCUGGAGGUUUAUUAGGGUUGACAGUGGCCUCUUUUUGUUACUUGCAGUUCUUUCCACCACCGUACGACUUAGACGGUUGGGCACCACAUGCGUAUUUCAAUAUGAUGGCAGAGUCGCAGAAUGACAACGUAUCAUCGACGAACAACAGAAACGUAAGGGAAUCGGAGCUUGGGAGUGUUUGAGUCUCUUUCGAGGUAUUUUCACAUCGCUCACAACUCAGUACUCAAUCCUAAAAAACACGUGAAAUGUGGGAGAUGGCCAAUUGGCGCACAUAGGUAGUAGAAAAACGAUGUACAGAAUACGGUUAUUCUGUUCCUUUUGUCCCUUUAUCUACUAUUCGCACCUUGUUGAAUUUGCGAAAAAAAUUUAUAGAUUGUGAUGAUUUCUAUAUUUUCGUUUUUUUGACAAAAAGAGCGAUCGUUUCUAUUCCUAUUAAACAGAUUUUCGACAUUUUUUUAUC